ACCGGAUGUUGAUGCUGGCAAAAGCUAAAUCUAGGUUGAUGUUAUUUGCAUUGCUUUGAUACUGACGCGUACUCGAAGGCAACUAAUUGUUAUUUAUGGACUCUUAAAUGAAGUAACAUUUUCGUUUUGAAUUAACAUUUCAAAAACAAUGUUUUACCUUGUAGAGGACAUUUGGUUUUGGAGGCAGAAUGGCCCAGAUUAAUUAAUGAUGUUUUCGUAAAUUAGUUUAGGUAGCUAACGUUAGCACGGGGUAUUUUUCUUUCACAUAAGUUACUAGGUAAUGGAUUUUCAAAGAAACCAUGAUGGAAUUGGAGAUAAUUCGUGCUCAACGCUCAUUGUAUGUUUUGUAGCUAGUGGUGCGCGACACUGCUAGCUAGUAACCUUCAUUUCUCUGUGGCUAACGUUAGCUAUAGUAUCGUUAGCUAGUAAACAACGUCGUUCUCCCUUAGUGUUCGACAAGGCAUUCCACACACAACUUCUCCCACCCGCAGUCGAGGAUCUCCAAACUCGGUCUUAACUUGAUACCAAUGCGUGGGAUGAUGGCUACACAGGGCAGCCCUGUCAAGAGUUACGACUACCUCCUGAAGUUCUUGCUGGUUGGAGACAGUGAUGUGGGGAAAGGAGAGAUCCUAGACAGUCUGCAGGACGGAUCAGCAGAGUCUCCCUAUCCCUACAGCAGUGGGAUUGAUUACAAGACUACCACAAUCCUAUUGGAUGGGAGAAGAGUCAAGUUAGAGUUGUGGGAUACGUCUGGACAGGGUCGAUUCUGCACAAUCUUCCGGUCAUAUUCACGUGGGGCGCAGGGAAUCCUGCUAGUUUAUGAUAUCACAAAUGGCUGGUCGUUUGAUGGCAUUGACCGCUGGAUCCGGGAGAUCGAUGAGCAUGCCCCGGGGGUGCCCCGCAUCCUAGUAGGCAACCGGCUCCACCUGGCCUUUAAGAGGCAGGUGCCCACGGAGCAGGCCCGCGCCUACGCCGAGAAGAACGGCAUGACCUUCUUUGAGGUCAGCCCUCUGUGCAACUUCAACGUCAUCGAGUCGUUCACGGAGCUGUCGCGCAUCGUGCUGAUGAGGCACGGCAUGGAGAAGUUCUGGAGACCAAACCGAGUGUUCAGCCUCCAGGACCUGUGUUGCCGCGCCAUCGUCUCAUGCACCCCCGUCCACCUCAUUGACAAGCUGCCUCUCCCCGUGGCCAUCAAGUCCCACCUCAAGUCCUUCUCCAUGGCCAACGGAAUGAAUGCUGUCAUGAUGCAUGGACGCUCCUACUCCGUGGCCACCAAUGCGGCGGGCGGCAGCGUGAGCGGCAACAACAACAGCAGCAGCAGCAAGGGAAACAGUCUCAAACGCUCCAAGUCCUUUAAACCGCCUCCGAGCCCCCCCAAGAGUAGCAGCAGCAAAAGUAACUGUAACAUCACCUAGUGAGGGGCGAGGGAGGAACUUCUGAGGCCUCCCAUUGGGCCUAAUGCUAUCGCUGUAUGGGGCGCUCAGGGGCCCCAAUUUGGAGAUGCAUAAACACACAACAGGAACUGUAAAAGCUGUGAGUGAGUCCAAUAUGGCUUUCACUCUUUCUUAGACCCCUAGCGCCAUCUUGUGGGUCUCCUUUAAAACCUACAGCUACCACCCACUGUAACCAGUAGAGCUCACUAGCUUGUCGUCCUAAAACCCAGAAGUGAGUUAACUCUGUUUUUUUCAGCCUUUCCUAUGGGGAAAGAAUAGGGUUUUGAGAGAAACACUGAAAAUAAGGUCUGAGGUAAACACAGGCUUAGGAGAUCUUAUACACUUUGUUCUAUGAGAUAAUAGCAGUCAGUUAACAUGACCUUUAUUCAUUAUGAAGCCUUUAUGUGCUUUUUUUAUUACAUAAAUGCAUCAAAAUUCACAAAGUGACGUUAUCUGAUGAAGAUUAUCUCCUAGAACAAAAUGUAAAAGAUCUCCUAAGCCUGUGUUUACCACAGACCUUAUUUUCAGUGUUUAUCUAAAAAACAACAGUCAUUUUCCCCAGUCCAUCGAACCGUGGCGGAGUUAGUGCCUACAAAAAGACAACAUAACUAUUUCUCUCCAUACAGCCUCUUGGACUUUAAGCUGUGAUGUCAUCACUCACCUUCCUGUCAACACUACAAGAGAGUAUGAGGACUCUGAACAGAUUCACUGGGUAUAUUUAAGUAGACUUCGUGUACAUGCGUGGUAAUCGGUCGGCUUGUUUUCCAGUGGAUGUUUUGCACUGACUUCUUACGUGAUUCGUCUUGAAUGUUUUGCGAGUUUGUGUGGGAUUGUGUUAUUAUGCCUGUCCGUUGACUUUGUCCCUCUUCAAUACUUAUAGCCUAUGUCUGGGUCGUGUUCAUUAGGGCAUGCGAUGGAAAACGUUUUGCAGCGGAAACCGCAAAUUUGAGAGUUAUUUCUUACAGGUUGUCAUUUCUUGUUUGUCUUUAUUUUCAUUUGCUGCCUACUGAACUGGUUUGAUAUGGCUCAGAAACACAUUGAGUGAUUAUUCUUUCCAGAUCUCACACGGAUUUGCCAACAAAUGGAACACUUAAAAUAUUGACGCUGCAGCUAAUUUUUUUUAUUUUUUACUCUCUGACAAAGUUUUCUUGUGUGUGUCUUAAUGUUACCUUUAUUUAACUAGGCAAGUCUGUUAAGAACAAAUUCUUAUUUUCAAUGACGGCCUAGGAACAGUGGGUUAACUGCCUUGUUCAGGUGCAGAACACAUUUUACCUUGUCAGCUCGGGGAUUUGAUCUUGCAACCUUUCGGUUACUAGUCCAACGCUCUAACCACUAGGCUACCUGCCGCCCAUCCAUCUUUUGGUCUUCUUCUGUGUGUUGCUCUGUCUGUUGACUUGGGUCCUUGUCCUGUUUGGCACCAGAAUGUAUAACACCAGUCUGGUCUGUGCUCAUAUGAUUGAUUUAAAAGCAAAUGGGGUCAAGCUGUUAUAGCAUAGGGUCAUUGUAGAUUUCACUGGUUUCAUUUCAGAAUGGGUGCAAUAUCAGACUGCUCUCCCUCACUGUUUGCAGUUUAAAGGUAUACUCAGCAAUAUGACGUAGAUGCAGAAAGUAAACCGCAUGGGGGGGACUUCCAUAACAACUAAACGUGAGGCUCUACUUCUAUGCUGUUAUUGUCCCGUGGCUACCAGGCUGUGAACAGUGUGAAGUGUGAGAGUGAAGUCUUGCAUCAUGAUCAUCUCCAUAUCUGCCGUGCUGCUCGUGGCAAUGUCAUUUAGCUGAGUCUACCUUUUAAUGCUGAUCAGAGAGCCAAUGGUGUGUUGAUCCAAGUCGGUUUACUCAUUCAUUGCCCUUUGCCCUGAGUGACCCUGUGAGUAACCAAUAUGUGCCUGGCUUUUUACCGGUAUCAUGAUUUAUCUUGAAGUAUCAGUAGGAUUUUGGGGGGAAUGCCGCAAAGGGCUAAAAUAUCUUUCAUCUGAAUCACUUUGAGGAGUGGUUGUUAACUUGUGACUUACUAACUUUGGACUCCAGUAAACUUAAAUGUAUCCACAUAAGGCAAAAUCCAUACAAGCUUAAUAAAAAAUAGAGUUCAUAUUCACAAUUUUAUUUAUACCCAUUUGUUUAUAAAUAAUAUUCAGGUUUUUGUUGGUGUCUUUUAUAUUUUUGUAAAGGACAAAAUUCUUAGAAUGUAUUUACACUGAGACAUUCCCUAUGCUCACUGCAAGAGAGAUGAAAACCAAUGCAUGCCAUUUUUCUCUGUUUCUACGCCCUUUUAUUAAAUAAAAGGUCAAGGAAAAUAAUCAUUAUUCAGGGUAUUAUAAGCACUACCUGUAUGUGGUAUAAGCUGCUGAGUUGAUUGUAAGGAUGAUGAACGGUUUUGCAAAUAAACGUGGCUGCAUAGUUGCCAUGGAAAGCAAUGGUUUUCCCCAAAUUAAA
Messenger RNA from Oncorhynchus nerka (sockeye salmon), 3866 nucleotides. Its product is annotated as ras-related protein Rab-40C. The record is from RefSeq and is a predicted model, not a curated record. Gene Ontology annotation, biological process: intracellular signal transduction; protein localization to plasma membrane. The transcript is spliced from 6 exons. Gene Ontology annotation, molecular function: GTPase activity; GTP binding. Lineage: Eukaryota; Metazoa; Chordata; Actinopteri; Salmoniformes; Salmonidae. Gene Ontology annotation, cellular component: endosome; synaptic vesicle; plasma membrane. Bases 528 to 1415 code for a protein of 295 amino acids.